Mya arenaria is the source of this 783-nucleotide messenger RNA. Its product is annotated as ctenidin-1-like. The transcript is spliced from 5 exons. The coding region runs from base 92 to 679 and encodes 195 amino acids. NCBI's taxonomy places the organism in Eukaryota, Metazoa, Mollusca, Bivalvia, Myida, Myidae. The record is from RefSeq and is a predicted model, not a curated record.
AGAUGACUUAGUGUUAAAAUAAAAACGUAUAAAAGGCAGAGGCUUGAUGUAGCCGGCAGUCAGGGAACAUUCACCGACCAGACACAUCACCAUGAAGUAUCUUUUACUGCUCGCCGUCGCUCUCUUCGCAGUCAGUUCAGUGUCUGCACGAGGCAAAUGGUCACGACCAUGCAAAGGUAAGUGGUGCGGAGGCUAUGGAGGCGGAUACGGCGGUGGUGGAUACGGAGGUGGAGGAUAUGGAAUGUCCGGUGGUUAUGGCGGCGGAUUUGGCGGUUAUGGCGGCGGAAUGAGCGGUGGAUACAUGGGAGGAUACGGUGGAUUUACCGGUGGUAAGAAAUUCGGCGGCUAUGGCGGCUAUGGAGGUGGAGGAUAUGGUGGCAUGUCCGGUGGAUAUGGUGGUGGAUUCGGCGGAUACGGUGGCAUGUCCGGCGGAUUCGGCGGAUACGGUGGUAUGUCAGGUGGAUUCGGUGGCAUGUCCGGCGGUUAUGGUGGCGGAUAUGGCGGAUUCGGAGGUGGCAUGGGUGGCGGUUAUGGAGGUGGAUACGGCGGAUUCGGCGGAAGAGGCCGAUACUGCAAAUGCGCUCCACGAUGCAACAAAUGGCAAAAGUUCGUCGGCCGAUGCCCAUGGUGCAAGAAGGGCUGCAAGCUGGUGUUCUGUUGCAACCGCGGUAAAAUGUAAACUCUAUGAGAUACUGACACCUUACGACGGAUUUCUCCUGAUGAAUCCAUUGUUCAUUGCUCAUUUUGUGUAUAUAUUUUGAAUAAAGCAUCUUUAAAUUACAA